Messenger RNA from Monoraphidium neglectum, 585 nucleotides. RefSeq lists its product as hypothetical. The record is from RefSeq and is a predicted model, not a curated record. The transcript is spliced from 2 exons. Gene Ontology annotation, biological process: cellular response to misfolded protein. Bases 1 to 585 code for a protein of 194 amino acids. Lineage: Eukaryota; Viridiplantae; Chlorophyta; Chlorophyceae; Sphaeropleales; Selenastraceae. Gene Ontology annotation, cellular component: endoplasmic reticulum membrane. Gene Ontology annotation, molecular function: Hsp70 protein binding.
AUGCUGCAGCAGCAGGCGGCCGCAGCGGCGGCGGCGGCAGCAGCUCUGAAGGAGAAAGAGGAGCAGCUCGCAGCGCUCAAGGCGGCGAUCGCGGCCAAGGAAGCGGAGCAGGCCGCAGCGCGCAAGCGCGCGGCCGCGGCGGCAGCGGCCGCGGCGGCGGCGGCCGAGGAGCGCCGGCGCCAGGAGGCGAUCCAGGCGGAGAGCCGCCUGCGGCAGCAGCGGCUCAACAGCGCGUUCGGCGCCGCCUUUGCAAGCGCGGCUGCCAAGCCGAAGCCGCCGCCGUCGCCGCCGCCGCCGGCGGCACCGCAGCAGCGGGGCUCCGGCGGCGGCGCGGGCGCCAAGGCGGGGGCGGAUGGCCUGGAGGAGAGCGACGACGACCUCGUCCGGCGCGUGCUGUCAUCCAAGGGCGGCGAUUACGACGUGCUGCGGCUGCGGCGCGGCUGCGGGGCGGCGGCGCUCAAGGCGCGGUACCGCCAGCUUGCGGUGCGGCUGCACCCCGAUAAGUGCAAGGCGAAGGAGGGCGCGAAGGAUGCGUUCCAGAAAGUGUCCCAGGCGUACGACGCCCUCAAGAAGGUGGUCGUCUGA